AUGGCGAAUCAAAAUGACCAUGUAUCAAUUCACAUGCCAAAAUAUGAGACAACACCGAUUCAUUUUGUGACUCCAGCAUAUAAUGUUUCAGUAGAUAUAGCUGAAAUACAAAAUUAUAUUCGUGAGAAAGCAGAAAAGAAUUUAAAACAAUGUGAAUCUUUUGAAGUAUCAUUACCACCAUCAAUUACUGGUAUUACUGGUGAGUCAACAAAGAUUAAAUUCAGCUCAUUAUUUCAAACUCCAACAUUAAAUGAGCUUGAAACCCUAUCGACUAAUGCUGAUGGAUCAUCGAAAAAAUUAAACGACGAACAACUUAAAGCAGUUUUACAAGCAGGAGAAUUUGAAGUACAUAGUAUUCAUUUUCCUGGCCAAAAUCAUCGAUGGAAAUUAAGUAAAUUACUUCAAUCGGGUGUUCAACCAGCCAAUGAUACGCUCUUUAAAGAACUAUCAUGGGCAGUUUAUAUGCUUAUAAUAUUUGCUCGAGAUCGUGUUUUAUCGAAUUGCUUUAGUUUUAAAGCAGCUUUACGAUCAUGGAAGCAAGGUUUCGUUAGUUUAAUAGAUGCCCUUAUUGGAUUACCUGCAGUUGAGUCAGCUGGUAUCGAUUUACGAGUAGAAAAUGAACGAAACAAAUUUUUAGUUAUUGAACUUUGUCCAAAUGAAAGUGAAAAAGAAAUGCACGAAGCAUUCUGUGCACAAAUACCAAUUCUAUUGGAAAUGAUGAUUGAAAAUGAGAAAUAUACACAACGGCAAGCAAAGAAUAUUCCACCCCGUAUGCUACCAUAUCCGCAUCAUUUUGUAACACCUAAUAAUAUUGAAAUUGAUCUUCGAUUACACAAUAAAAAUCUUCAAACAAAACUGAAAUCAAUUAUUAGCUCGGUUCUGAGUAACAAUACACCAAGAAGUUGGUUUAUUGCAGCAAAAAGAAGAUUAAUUAAUCAAUAUAGAAACGAGCAAAGUGAAUUAGGUUUAUCAAAAGAAGAAGUUGCUAAACGAGUUCAAACACAAUUAAACGUUGAAUAUACUGAGCGAGCAUUUGAAACUAUUGAAAAUUCUCGUGAAAUCGAAAAUCUAUCACCUGGUCUUGGCCGUUUAUUAGUUGCACAAGCUCGUGCUAUAUUAGUAAUGAAAUCAGUUGUUCAAAAUUUAACUGAAGAUUUAGAAAAACAUCUUACAAUGAUUAGAGAAAAACUAGUUAAAGAACAUCCAAUAAAAUCGAAAAUUAAUCGUUGGAUUGAGACAAAAUUAUUUGAAGAACGAAUAAAUUAUAUUCAUCAACAUGAAUGGGAUGCACAUCAAUUAUCCAUUGAUCAGUGUAAAACAUUAGGAAAUCAACAAGCCGCAUACUUUAUUCAACGUGAUUUAGCAUUCAGACAAGAUCACGAAUCAACUCUUCGUCUUAAUCUUAAAUCACCUGUUACACCUCAACGAACUAUUGAUUGCAGUCGAGCAAUAUGGUUUCGAAAAAAUUGGAUCAUUGAACGAACAUACCCAUUACCUACUGAACGAAUUCCAACCUUAUUUGCGAAAUACACUUAUUCAAAUGAAGAAGAAGAGAGACGACAACGCCUGAUUAGUUCUGAACCUGAAGCACAAUAUAGCGUUCGACGAAAAAUAACUUAUUCAACAACAACAAGAUAUCCUUUUUGGAGAUGGAAACUAUUCGCACUUCGAACGUAUUGCUGGCUUUCAAAUGCUAUUUAUGGAUUUUGUCUUGUUGUUCCAUUUGGGAGUCCAGUUAGUUUCCGAGCUUUAUUAUCUCCGAAACCAUUUCAACCGAAUUAUGAAUUAAAUAAAAAUGAUUUAAAACUUCACGAAUCGUCAAGUUCAAAAACACAAACAUUUAUUUCACGUCUUGUUGCUCUUUGGGGUAAUGUGAGGCAUUCAAGACAAAAAUUUGAGCAAACACCCGAUCGAGGAUUCUUGGGAAAGAAUAUGCAAAGAUUGUUCAAUCGAUUUUGGAACUACAUAAUAAAAGGUGCUCUCGGCACGGUUGCUGUGUGCACUGUUUAUCCAUUGGCUUGCUCAAUUAUUCCGACAUUCUCUUUUAUAUUAGGUGUUCUUUCACCUAUAUGGAUGCCAAUUCUUACAUUAUUAUUUCAUAUACUUCAAAUUCUUAUCUAUGACGCUAGUUCAGCUGGUGAAUAUGGUCGAAAAAUAUUUUGUCUUAUUAAUAUUGUUAUAACUGAUUUUAUACUUUGUGGAAUUGCACAACCAAUAUUAGUAUUAAUUGCAUUAAUUGCUAGUCCAAUUAUUUCUGUUUUAAUUGCUAUUUAUGCUCUACUGCAUCGGUGUACACGUGGAGCGUAUGAUAAAAUAGUACAUAAAUUAAUUGUUAAACGGUUCGCUCGAAUUCCUGCACAUGAUGGUUUUCUCGCACGACGUGUCGCUGGUCCUGGUUUAGCAGCAGAAUAUUUCUAUCAGGUUGCAUCGCCAGAAGUAUUGGCAGCACUAGAAUCAUUGAUUGAACAGAAUGAAUUAAAAACUUAUCGUUCAUAUGUUGAACAAAUUUUAAUGAAGCCUAUUGAUGAAUAUCGACAAUUCUUUAACAGUGCAUUUGAACCAUUUUCAGCUCAGAUUCAAAUAAAAAAUAGUGAAUCAACCUAUGGUCGAAUGAAUGAUGUUGUUAACGAACAUAUACGAUCAUUACGCACGACAAUUGAAAAGCGUAAUAAUUUACUCCAGUUAAGUCGUAGUGCUCAACAUGAUCGUAUUCGACUAACAGAAACUGAUUUAACAGCUGUACUUAUUGAAGGAACACAAUUAGUAGAAAAAUGGUAUCCAAAACGAAUACUUCCUUAUUUAAGUAAAAAUGAUUUAGAAAAGUUUUGGAAUGAUCAAGAUCUUGAACAAAAUGAUUGGUUUGGUUUAACAAGUAAAUUACUUCAAGAAUUAUUUUGCCGAGAUUUCUUAACACCACUUGAACAAACGGAUGUAUUCUAUAGUCUAAAAGUUGACCAUUUGACUUUAUCUAAAUAUGCGCACAUGAUCCAUUCAGCUGAUGUACAUGAUGAUCUUGAUGUUGUCACAAGUGUUUAUUUACCUGAAAGUUCAUAUUCAAUUCAAUAUCCAUCAUUCAAUCAAGAUAUUCUCGAUCCAAAUGCACGUAUUCUUCAAAUAUCAACAGAUUAUUCACACAAACGAUAUAUAAAAUCUCAUGGUCGUGUAUACCGAUUUUUCAAUCGUAAAGCAAAUUAUACAAAAAUUUCCAAAAAUUUAUCACAAUUCGUUGAUUACACAUCAAUAACAUGUCGUUUUUCUAUACCAAUAGAAAUACCUGAAGUAGCUUAUAUCAGUGUUAUAAUAUUCAAUCGUUAUACUAAUAAUUCAACGACAAUAACAUCGACUAAAAAUAUAACUCUUCAAGAUAUUUGUCAACUUAUUGAAUUCAAUAAAAAAUUCUAUGAUCAACCUAUGCUACCCAGCAAUUUGCCAAUGGCUUCAUCUCUUACUACAAAUAAUAAUAAUACGACAAAUGAUGAUUUACUCAUGAUUCAUAAUGCACCGAAUAACAAUGAUGAUGACCUACUCGAUAAUAAUAUUGCUGUACUUGAUGAAAAAUUUUUGUAG
Molecule: messenger RNA, 3567 nt
Organism: Rotaria socialis
Lineage: Eukaryota; Metazoa; Rotifera; Eurotatoria; Philodinida; Philodinidae
Source: the annotation of a GenBank genome assembly